Coregonus clupeaformis (lake whitefish) is the source of this 1112-nucleotide messenger RNA. RefSeq names its product protein krueppel-like. Lineage: Eukaryota; Metazoa; Chordata; Actinopteri; Salmoniformes; Salmonidae. The record is from RefSeq and is a predicted model, not a curated record. Gene Ontology annotation, molecular function: DNA-binding transcription factor activity; RNA polymerase II cis-regulatory region sequence-specific DNA binding. Gene Ontology annotation, biological process: regulation of transcription by RNA polymerase II.
UGGGUUGUCCUCCUUCUCCCCGCUCAGAGUAUUUACUUUAUGGUAACCCGAGCCCGAGGACGGUUUUAUCCCAUCAGGACUCAGGUGACGCAUUACAGACGGGCAAUGAUCCGUCCUGUUCAUACGCUACAGAGACCGAGAUGAUACCUGGUGACAUAUCUGUGGACUUAGAUACACAGACUAAUCCAAUGAGAGGGACUGGAACCGGUACAGUAGUAGUGUAAACUCUGAAAGGUGCCUAGAUAAGAAAGGGGAGGUUGUAGUCUUAGAUGAGGUGAUUGUGAAAGUGGAGGAUGACACUCCUCUGACAUGGAAUGCAAACGAAACUCACUUAGGAGAAGGACACUCGCAGGGCAACACCAGUGACUUCUUAGAAUACAGGGAAAACUUAGAGACAAAUCCAAAUGUCGCAACCCACUCCCCUUUACACGCGUUCAGGGAUCACGACCCAGUGUCCACGUCAAUGGGGCCUUCUGAUUCACACGGCCGCAUCCUUUUCGAUCAUCAGGUAUUGAACUCAAAUGACAGGGCUAGAGCCCAGGCUCAGGGAGGGGGAGCCACAUCAGGCAGUAGUAAAGAGAAACGGUUCCUCUGCAUGUUCUGUAACAAAGGCUUCAGCUGCCUCCAGAAGGUGGAGAGUCACCAGAGGGUCCACACAGGGGAGAAAUCCUUCAGCUGUACCCAGUGUGAGAAGAGGUUCUCCCACCAGCACCACCUGAAGAGGCACCAGAGGGUCCACACAGGGGAGAAACCCUACAGCUGCCCCCAGUGUGAGAAGAGGUUCUCCCGCCAGGACCAGCUGAAGAUGCACCUGAAGGUCCACGGAGAGAGGCCGUUCGCCUGCACUCACUGCGGGAAGAGGUUCUCAGAGAGGAGCUACCUCAGGACACACCAGCAGAAAAACCAUUCCACUCUAUAACAUAGAAAAUAACUAUUCCACCCGAUAGUUUCUGACGUUUAGAUCAAACCCUGCAUUAAAGACAAAGAUUCAUUUUCAUUGUUGUCAGCAGACAAUAUCCACAGAUGCAUUUGGAAUAACAAGAGUAACAGAUUUCAGUGUUGAAUAUUCCUGGGUAGAAUAUUGCAUCCAGACAUUGUGUGAUAUAUAAGGC